AUGGCGCUUACUUGGACUCAUAAAGACAGAGGAGAAAUAAGGGUUCACGAGAAUACGGAGGAACUUAGCACUGGCGUGGUAGAUAUUAUAGCUGAGAUAUCAGAAGCAUCGAUUCUAAAACACGGUGCUUUCUGCAUUGUUUUAUCAGGAGGCUCUCUCGUCAAUGUGUUUCCGAGGCAUAUAUAUUCCAUUAACGACAGGGUAUCAGUCGACAAAGCUGCAACAGCAGAGUUCUCCAUCAGACGGAUGGUGAAAAAGCGAACUGUGACUCCAUCUGAGAACAGUGAAUGUCCCAAGUUUGAUCUGAUCUUACUAGGGAUGGAAAUAGCCUCGCUCUUCCCCAACCACCCAGCACUCGAGGUGAAAGACGAUUGGGUUACGUACCUAACCAACUCACCUAAACCGCCACCAGAGAGAAUCACAUUUACUUUGCCAGUCAUUAACUCAGCUGCUAACGUCGCUAUAGUGGCAACCGGCGCAUCCAAAUCCAAUGCUAUCCACUUGGCAAUCGACGACUUGCCAUUACAAGACAGCUCUUUGUCUCUGCCUGCACGUCUGGUCCAGCCGAGCAACAGGAAUCUGGUGUGGUUUAUGGAUAAACCAGCAGGAUCUAAACUUGAAGGGUUUAAAUCUCUCCGAAUAGAAUUUAGACCAUCUUCUUGUUCCAAAAGCUAAAUGUUCUUUACAUUAAUGAUGACCCUUUUUGUAUGAAGAGCAUCCGGUUAAGAAACAUGGAACUAUUUUUUCUACUUCUCUAAUCAUGAAAGUUUCAACAAAGUACCAGAUCUAGUAACUAUAAAAAUAACAUAGUCAGUAACUUCAUAAAACAAUCUAAUCUCAAACUCGAUGAAGUUAUAGUGUGACACAACUCUGGCGAAAACCAAACCAUAAUUCUACAGGAGGAAGGGGGGGAGUAAGUGAAAGCGGCAAAAGCUUACAUUCACUGGGGGUUGUCAUGGCUUAGAGCUUCGGCCUCAGCUCUGGCCAUAGGAUCAUCUUUGACAUCCGUAUCUUCUUCCAUCUCGCCUUGUCGAUCUUGCGCCAAUUUCUUCCUGUGAAGUUCCUCAGCAGCCUCCAUAGCAGCCUUGUUCUCGGCUUGGAUCUUGAGAAUUUCCUUUUCUUGUUGCUGCCGCUCAAACCAUGUGUCUGCAUCCGCCCAAACUG
Molecule: messenger RNA, 1164 nt
Organism: Brassica napus (rape)
Lineage: Eukaryota; Viridiplantae; Streptophyta; Magnoliopsida; Brassicales; Brassicaceae
Product: probable 6-phosphogluconolactonase 1
Biological process (GO): carbohydrate metabolic process; pentose-phosphate shunt
Molecular function (GO): 6-phosphogluconolactonase activity
Source: RefSeq, a predicted model, not a curated record